AUGAUCUCCGGAGCGGCUCUUCUCCAUAGACCCACCUCAAAUUUCAUCUUCUCUCACCCUAACCGGCCCGGUUUCUCCAGAACCAGUUUGCGUAUUCGGGUUUCAAAGCCGGAAUUGCCCGACUUUUGUGGAACUACAACGAACGUGAGAGUUGGACUUUCGUCGAACACCAUGUCUACUAAGUCGUUGAAGUUGUCUGGAAUAAGUGGGUGA
Molecule: messenger RNA, 213 nt
Organism: Linum trigynum
Lineage: Eukaryota; Viridiplantae; Streptophyta; Magnoliopsida; Malpighiales; Linaceae
Source: the annotation of a GenBank genome assembly